GUGUAAGUGGAACCUCGACCACAACUACCCUAGAUUACUCUAACCCUCUAUAUUUGUCAUCAUCUGAUGUACCUGGAAUCUCUCUUGUACCCGUACCUUUCUCUAAAAUUGGUUUCGGGGGAUGGAAGAGAAACAUGAUAGUGUCCUUAUUAGCUAGAAACAAGAUAGGGCUUAUUGAUGGCUCUUGCCAAAGCCUGUUGAGGAUUCUCCUCAGUUUAGACAAUGGGACAGAUGCAACAAUAUGGUCAUAUCUUGGCUCACUAGCUCUUGGACUCCUGACAUUGCUGAGAGUGUACAAUAUUCAUACACUGCUGAGAGUAUUAGGACUCAACUAUGUACAAGGUAUGGUUCUGUUAGUGGGACAAAAAUUUAUGAACUCAAAAAGGAGUUAGCAUCCACUAAUCAGGGUUCUUUGGACAUUGCCUCAUAUUUCAACAAACUUAAGAAGUUGUGGGAUGAGCUUAGGUUUUUAUGCACAAAUCACAUCAAUAUAUGUACUUGUGCUGCCAAAACUGUUCUUCAGAAGGAGGAAGAGGAAAAUAAGGUGUAUCAAUUCCUCAUAGGGCUGAAUGAGACAUACAUUGGGGUUAGGAGAAACUUGCUAAUAAUGCAGCCCUUUCCUUCUCUUGACUCUGCAUAUAACAUCCUACUCCAGGAUGAGAGACGGAGACAAGUGACUUUCACUACCCAAUUGUCACCUAAUUCAGCCUCUUUCCAUGCUUCUCUUAACAAAAGACCACCUAUUUCACAUUCUUACCCUUCCAAGCCCUAUAAUCCAAGAGUUAACUUUGAACAGGAUAAGUCAUCCUUGUUUUGCAAGUAUUGCAAGAGGACUGGGCACUUGAUGGAAAAGUGCUACAGGCUUCAUGGAUACCCACCUGAUUUUAAGUUUACCAAUUCCAAGGGUAAGAAAGUAGCUGCUAGUGCUGAGGUGCAGACUUCUAUUCUUGCCCUGUUCAACCUUCUAUUUAGUCAGCUCCUUCUAGUGCUGGUAACCUAGCUUUGUUUCUUGUUGGUUUAAACAAAGAACAAUGUGAUCAGGUUGUGCAACUAAUGCAGGGGCAUCACAUUUAUCCAGAAUCUCAUGCCAGCCUCAUGGCUUCUGCUAACUUUGCUGGCCCUUUCAAUGAAGAGGCCUAUGGAGAUUGGUACAGGACAAUGGUCUCUACAAGCUUGUGCAAACAUCUGCUAAAUCUAGUGAUGGUGUUCAUCUCUCUCCUGUUUCCUCUAGUGAUGUUCUUUCUACUUUUUAAUGUAAUUUCUCUCCAGUUUGUCCUAGAGGAAACAGUAAUCCCCCUCACCUUGAUCAAUUCAUGUUUGACCUACCUCCUUCCCUAAGUGGCUCUAGGUCUACUUCUUUAUGUCCUACUUCCUUAGAUAAUGCUACUGCAUCUGAACCACACUCAUAUCAACAAGCAGCUUCUAUUCCUGCUUGGCAACAGGUUAUGAGGGCUGAGUUUGAGGCCUUACAGGCCAAUAACACUUGGUCUAUUGCUCCUUCGCAUGCUGGGAAGAAGUUUAUUGGUUGUAAGUGGGUUUAUAAAAUCAAGUACAAGGUUGAUGGGUCUGUUGAAAGAUAUAAGGCUAGAUUAGUAGUUAGGGGAGACACUCUACUCGAAGGGGUGGAUUUUAAUGAAACCUUCUCAUAUGUUAUUAAGUUUUCCACUAUAAAAUGCCUUGUUGCUUGGAAAAAAGGCUAGACUUUCUUUCAACUUGAUGUAAAAAAUGCCUUUUUGCAUGGUGACUUGGAGGAGGAGGUCUAUAUGAAGCUUUCUCCUAGUUUGUCCACUGAUUAUCCUACUGGUUAUUCUUCCCCUUUGGUGUGUCAUCUUCAGAAAUCAUUGUAUGGCCUGAGACAAGCUUCUAGACAGUGGUAUGCCAAGCUGUCUCAAGCACUUCACUCUACGGAUACUCUCAUUCCUCUAAUAACCAUUCUUUGUUCAUUAAACACUCUUCUUCACACAGAUCAAUUAAUGGUUUUUGUGUUCUCUUGGGUGGAUCUCUUAUUUCUUGGAAAGCCAAGAAGCAACGUGUUGUUUCUCUCUCUUCAGCUGAGGCUGAGUAUAGAUUUGCGAGUAAAGUGGUUGUUGAAUUGGUUUGGCUGUUGAGAGUUUGAUAUUGGUGUUUCAAUUUCUUCCCCUGUUCCAGUUUUUGUGACAACAAACAGCUAUACACAUUGCCAAGAAUCUGGUAUUCCAUGAGAUGACUAAACAUAUCGAGGUGGAUUGCUAUUUCAUUCGCACAAAGCUUGCUGAUGGCCUAGUUGAGCUGUUUCAUGUUCCCACUUGCUCACAGUUAGUUGAUGUUUUUACCAAGCCUUUGACCGGUCUUGUCCAUCAUGCAAUCUUGCUCAAGUUGGUUGUUCAAGCCCCCUCCAACCUGCAGGGUGGGGGGUGGGGUUGUUGGAGUUUAUAAUACACGUGGAACUAAGAGUACACAAUCAGAUGUAGUGAUCCCACCUGAAGUCUUUGUAUGUCUUGUAUAUAUAUUCAGUAUAUAUUUAUGUAUAGUGUUGUGCAACAUAGUAGGAGUGAUAGGUGAGCCCAAUGUAUGUAUGAGCUCAUUCUUUCUAUAUUUCUUUCCGAGUCUGGCCUAUUGUAUAUAAGGACAUUAGAUCCUUCUAGAUGAACUAAUGAAUUUUUUUCUCAGAUUUUUCUAUCAAUGAAACUUUCUCUAA
Molecule: messenger RNA, 2677 nt
Organism: Lycium ferocissimum
Lineage: Eukaryota; Viridiplantae; Streptophyta; Magnoliopsida; Solanales; Solanaceae
Exons: 2
Coding region: 242-1000 (252 amino acids)
Source: RefSeq, a predicted model, not a curated record